This is a messenger RNA of Nematostella vectensis (starlet sea anemone), 1991 nucleotides long. RefSeq lists its product as uncharacterized. The transcript is spliced from 2 exons. NCBI's taxonomy places the organism in Eukaryota, Metazoa, Cnidaria, Anthozoa, Actiniaria, Edwardsiidae. Bases 174 to 1367 code for a protein of 397 amino acids. The record is from RefSeq and is a predicted model, not a curated record.
UCUCGCAAAGCAUCACGGGGGCCGCAUUGUAAAGAGACGCGAUCGAACGCCAUAACACCACAACAAAAUGUGCUAACUCGUGUUUCGUCGUGAUGGCCUGUUAGCGAUCUAAAACAUUCAGCACUUCACUAAUACCAGAAUGAUUAACCAGUGCGACACACACUUUUGACACCAUGGGGCAUUCAGCAAGCAUAGCUAAGAAAUACCAGGCACCAAAACAACAUGUUGAUGAUACUAAUGAUGCGGUUGACUCCUUAGCAACUGUCUCCAGCUUCAGACCAACAAGCCCUGAUGCCCACAAUGAUGCUAGACAGUUUAUCCUUACCCCACCACAACAGCCACAUAGACUGAAGACACAAAACAAUUAUGGUUACCCAGUAUACGGGUCUCUACCUCUAGGAUACAGGACUCAUUCGCUUGGCAAUAGAUCUGCCUACUCAAAUACCACGCUAGGGUAUCCACAUGGUGGGGUAUACCCAUAUGCCACAAUAGGCAGCACACCAUUUCGCUCUAUGCAUGAGGUGCGGCACUACCUGGCCGGGCACCCUGAUUUACUUUCUGGAAAAAGGGUGAAGAAUGGCUACAAAAACCACCCAUUUCAUGAUAUUGAGGAACAACAGAAGCAAAUCAAAACCAAGCAGAAAGUUUACCUAGGGCUUUUGGAUCCCCCUGUUGUUUACGGUUACGGUGUAGACAGGGAAAAGGAAAAGCAACUUAAGGUCAAACAGAAGUUGUAUCUCCAGUUAGUUACCCCAACUGUUAAUAACAUUGAAUAUUACAUGCCAGAAAAACGCUCAAGAGUGCCUCUAAGAAAUGAAGAAAUGGUGGUGGUAAGAAAAGAUGAUUCCAUAAAGAAUCUUCCUCAAGAGAAAAGUUGCACACCUCUUCCCGUAAUUAGAGGCAAGCAAGCUGUUCUACCAGAAAUAGCAAUUAAGAGUUCCCUGAAACAGCCCCCACAGCAAAUGCAGGUGAGACGGGAACCCGCAAAUGGUGGAAGCAUAAAUGGCAUAUCUCAAAUUAAUGCCCUGCAGAGUAUUACACCGCAAGGAGCCAUCCCUAGAAGACGUGUUAAUGAAUACACCGAAAUGAACACUCCUGGUCUAGCAAGAUCCGGAAAAUCUCAGAAACAGAGAAAACAUGAAGACAUAGAUGAGAUGGAGGUCAUUCGUAAGUACAACAGCCUUGGCAAGUCUUCUGCCAAACCAGAACCAAGUGAUGACGUUGUGUUCACAUAUGAUGUGGAGGAGUUAGGGUUAAAAAAGAAAACUGCCAGUAGAGAAAAUGUUGCUCCACUUUACCUCAAGAAAUCUCUGGCCUACAACCCUAGGCAGAAUGGGAAUAGAGACAUCCUAUCUGACCCAUUGUGAAUGUGAAUAUGAUAGUAGUUUUUAUACAUUAGUUGUGCUAAGAAAAGUAAUUUCAUUUUUUUAGAAAUAGAAAAGAAAAGAAAAAAGUUUUUUUUUCAAGUUUAUCUUGGUUUAAAUGAAGGUUCACUAUCAAACAUAUUUUUAUCAGUUACAGCUGCAUUACUUUAUGAUUAGCAAGUAAUUUCCAUUAAUAACAGAAAUAGCUGGCUAUUAGAGGCACUAAAGUAUAUUCUACUGUAUAUUCACUCAUCCAGUACUAAAGCUUAGCAGCCGAUGAUUGUUCUGUGUUUUUCAGCCAACGAAGGUAAACCAUGAUCCCAAGUCAGUUACUGAAAUUUUUAAUGUCUACUUAAAAAUUCAAUUGUUGAAUUGAUAUUUCUUUAGAUUCAUUUGAAGAUUCCUUCUUUGGUAUUAUGUUUUUUUUUAUGAUAAGGAAUUUGGUUUGCCGAUUUUUUUAAAAUUGAAGACAGCACAUAUAUACUGAUAUCAGACUGAUAUAAUAUCGUGUAAAAAAUCACGUGCUCGAUGUGUACCAUAUUUUUAUACCGAAAUGAAGCUGUAUAAAGCAAGCAUGUAACCAAAUAGUUAGAUCAUACCAUAAAAUAUACUGUUUAUUUGUCAUUA